Alnus glutinosa is the source of this 3921-nucleotide messenger RNA. Its product is annotated as calcium-transporting ATPase 10, plasma membrane-type. The record is from RefSeq and is a predicted model, not a curated record. The coding region runs from base 209 to 3445 and encodes 1078 amino acids. Gene Ontology annotation, molecular function: ATP hydrolysis activity; calmodulin binding; P-type calcium transporter activity. The transcript has 36 exons. Lineage: Eukaryota; Viridiplantae; Streptophyta; Magnoliopsida; Fagales; Betulaceae. Gene Ontology annotation, biological process: calcium ion transmembrane transport. Gene Ontology annotation, cellular component: membrane; intracellular membrane-bounded organelle.
AUAUAUCUCUCUCUGUUCUUGUUCCUCUUCUUUUGACAUAAAUAAUGCUGUUCACACCUCCACAUUAUCCAAGCCGAUCAUCUUGUCUCUUUUCCCGGGGGCUGCAGAUUCGAUCGAAUAAGCGCAGAACUGAGCUUCCUGGUGGCUUUCCUCUCCGGCCUCAAUAACAAGGGUUUCGACAAGAAAGAAGAAAUUGUACUCAAAAGUAAUGAGCUUCUUGAAUGGCUCACCGCACCGCCGGCGCAACAACGAUUUGGAGGCCGGGGAAAGCCGCUCCAACGGAGUUUCAGCAGCCGAAGACGACGAGGAGUCAUCGGGUCCUUUCGAUAUUACCAGCACUAAGAAUGCCUCUGUGGAGCGUCUCCGUCGGUGGAGGCAAGCGGCGCUUGUGCUAAAUGCUUCUCGUCGAUUUCGUUACACCUUGGACUUGGAAAGGGAAGAAGAGAGGAAGCAAAGGAUAGGGACUAUUAGAGCACAUAUCCAAGCCAUACGAGCUGCAUAUGUUUUCAAGGAUGCUGGGAAUCCAAAAAAUGGAACGUUGGAACUACGUCCAACUCCUAGUGGCAAUUUUGGAAUUGGACAAGAACAGAUUACUUUAAUGUCAAGGGAUCACAAUGUUUCAGCUUUGGAGAUCUAUGGAGGGGUUAAAGGGCUAGUGGAUUUGUUAAAAACAAAUUUAGAGAAAGGGGUUCAAGGAGAUGAUACUGAUUUAGUGAAAAGGAGGGAUGCAUUUGGAUCAAACACAUAUCCUCGGAAAAAAGGGAGGAGUUUUUGGAUGUUUCUUUGGGAUGCUUGGCAAGACCUCACAUUAAUCAUAUUGAUGAUAGCUGCAGUGGCCUCUUUGGCACUGGGUAUAAAGACUGAGGGUAUUAAAGAAGGAUGGUAUGAUGGAGGGAGCAUUGCUUUUGCAGUUAUUCUUGUUAUUGUUGUUACAGCUAUAAGUGAUUAUAGACAAUCUCUUCAGUUCGAGAAUUUAAAUGAGGAGAAGCGAAAUAUCCAUUUGGAGGUUAUUAGAGGUGGCAGAAGAAUUCAGAUAUCGAUAUAUGACGUUGUAGUUGGUGAUGUUGUGCCUCUCAACAUUGGUGAUCAGGUCCCUGCCGAUGGUGUAUUAAUAUCUGCUCACUCUCUUGCUGUUGAUGAAUCGAGUAUGACUGGAGAGAGUAAAAUUGUUCACAAGGAUUCCAAAGAUCCAUUUCUAAUGUCUGGCUGCAAAAUCGCUGAUGGUAGUGGCAUCAUGCUGGUAACUAGUGUUGGGAUCAAUACUGAGUGGGGAUUGCUCAUGGCUACUAUUUCAGAAGACACUGGUGAAGAGACGCCGUUGCAGGUACGCCUAAAUGGGGUUGCGACUUUCAUUGGAAUGGUUGGACUUUCAGUAGCUAUCGCCGUCUUGGUUGUCCUUUUGGCAAGAUAUUUUACCGGCCAUACCAAAAACCCAGAUGGAAGUGUGCAGUUUCAAGCUGGCAAAACUAAAGUUAGUGGUGUGGUAGAUGAUGCCGUUAAAAUUGUCACUGUUGCGGUCAUAAUCGUCGUAGUUGCUGUGCCUGAAGGGCUUCCUCUAGCCGUUACUUUGACCCUUGCCUACUCUAUGAGAAAAAUGAUGGCAGAUAAGGCCUUGGUGCGAAGGCUUUCUGCAUGUGAGACCAUGGGAUCUGCCACAACCAUAUGCAGUGAUAAGACUGGAACAUUAACUUUGAAUCAGAUGACUGUGGUUAAGGCUUAUGUUGGUGAGAAAAAAGUUGAUCCUCCUCAGGACAAGUCAGAGUUGUCUCCCAUGGUAUAUUCUCUACUUAUUGAAGGCAUUGCACAGAACACAAAUGGUGGUGUGUAUGAGUCUGAGGGUGGUGUAAAUGUGGAGGUUUCUGGAUCACCAACAGAAAAGGCCAUUCUUUCUUGGGGAGUUAAGCUGGGGAUGAAUUUUGAGGCCAUCAGAUCUGAAUCUUCCGUUAUUCAUGUCUUCCCCUUCAACUCAGAGAAAAAACAAGGUGGCGCUGCAGUGCUACUGCCUGAUGGUAACGUUCAUAUUCAUUGGAAAGGGGCUGCUGAAAUAGUUUUAGAAUCAUGCACGCAGUAUAUUGACGCAACUGAUAAGUUGGUAGCAAUGGAUGAAGAUAAGGUGCUAUUUUUUAAGAAAGCUAUUGAAAACAUGGCAGCUAGUAGUUUGCGCUGUGUUGCAAUUGCAUAUAGAUCAUGUGAAGUGGAAAAGGUUCCAUCUAAUGAAGAGCAACUAGCUCAGUGGGCAUUACCUGCGGAUGACCUUGUAUUGCUGGCUAUUGUGGGUAUAAAGGAUCCUUGUCGACCCGGGGUCAAAGAUGCUGUGCGACUAUGCCAAAAUGCCGGUGUUAAGGUGCGCAUGGUCACUGGCGACAAUCUUCAAACUGCGAAAGCAAUAGCGUUGGAAUGUGGAUUACUGGGUUCUGAUGCAGAUGCUACUGAGCCAAAUCUCAUUGAAGGAAAGACAUUUCGUGCCUUAUCAGAUAUUGACAGAGAAAAAAUUGCAGACCAGAUAUCUGUGAUGGGGCGGUCUUCUCCCAAUGACAAGCUUUUGCUUGUGCAAGCAUUGAAAAAGAGAGGACAUGUUGUUGCUGUAACUGGGGAUGGCACGAAUGAUGCUCCUGCUCUGCAUGAGGCAGACAUUGGUCUUGCAAUGGGUAUUUCAGGGACCGAGGUUGCUAAAGAGAGCUCAGAUAUCAUUAUCUUGGACGACAAUUUUGCUUCUGUUGUGAAGGUUGUGAGAUGGGGCCGAUCUGUAUAUGCAAAUAUUCAAAAAUUCAUUCAGUUCCAACUUACAGUGAAUGUAGCAGCUCUGGUUAUAAAUGUUGUGGCAGCUAUUUCCUCCGGUGAUGUCCCACUAAAUGCUGUGCAGCUCCUCUGGGUUAAUCUUAUUAUGGAUACUCUUGGAGCUCUAGCAUUGGCUACUGAACCACCAACUGAUCACCUGAUGCUUAGGGAACCAGUUGGUCGAAGAGAACCUCUUGUAACAAAUAUCAUGUGGAGGAACUUGCUAAUACAGGCUCUAUAUCAAGUAAGCGUCCUUCUUGUACUUAAUUUCCGAGGUAGGACUUUACUGAAUUUGGAGGAUUAUACGAGCGAACAUGCCAACAAAGUGAAGAAUACUUUGAUAUUCAAUUCCUUUGUCCUUUGUCAGAUUUUCAAUGAAUUUAAUGCUCGGAAGCUAGAUGAAUUCAAUGUAUUCGAAGGAGUUACUAAAAACUAUCUUUUCAUGGGGAUAGUAGGAGCAACUGUUGUGCUUCAGGUUAUUAUCAUCGAGUUUCUUGGGAAGUUUACCUCGACAGUAAGAUUGAAUUGGUCAAAGUGGCUGAUCUCCAUCAUUAUUGGUUUCCUAAGUUGGCCCCUUGCUGCAAUUGGGAAACUGAUACCUGUUCCAGAAACUCCCUUCAUUUUGCCUUUCAAAAGAUUACGUCGGCCAAAAACUUCUCGAAGUUAGAAAAUGAUAACACUGGUCUAAAUUGGAUGGAACAUACUCCACCAAAAAAAUUUGGGUGCAUCCGAGAUGAAGCAGCGCAAGAUUGUUGAGAAGAAUAAAUAAGAGUUGUCAGUCUUGAGUUAGACAAAUGGAGCUGUGGGAGCUUUGUUUCUUUGUGGCCUUCUCGGGCUUUUCACAUCAUAAGAGCAUUCCUAAUGAGGGACUUGAAGUUUAGCGAAAAAAUCUAUUUUUGUUAUUUUCGCUAGCCACUUCCAAAAGGCACCAAACAUCAAACUCUUUACAUAUUUCUGUACUUUAUUUAAAUGUUCUUUUUAGUAAGUUUUAGGCCAACCACUUCAACUGUCAUGAAAGAUUGCAGAUGCCGAUGGCAGAUUGCAGAGUUUGGCCCUCUUCGGACUUCUAAAGAUUUCAAACAAUUGAAUGCAAAUACCAAUAUACAAAAAGUGUUAUUUGUACACACACUCACAUUGGCCCUC